AUGUCUGUUCCUCCGUCCGCCACAGACCAAGGAAACAUUCAUUGGUCUAGAGAAGAGACCAUGGUGUUGAUUGAACUCUAUCGUCAGCACCCUUAUCUAUGGAAUGUCAAAGUGGACAUGUACAGGGAUAGGGACAAACGUGCAGCGGCACUGAGACAGAUUACAGAGGACAUGAAUAGAAGCGGGACUACAGUUACCACAAGUGAGGUGAAGAGAAAAAUUGAAUCACUUCGAAAUCAGCAUAGACUGGAACUAAGAAAGAUGCAAAAAUCAAAAAAGUCUGGAGCUGGAACUGAGGACAUUUAUAUUCCCACAUUAUGGUGCUUUGAUGCACUGUAUUUCCUCAUUGAUGGUGACACAAUUCGACAAUCUGUGUCAAACAUGGAUACUCACACUACAGAAGAUAUGUCCGAGGUGCAUUCUGAUCACGAGAUAUUCAACGAUCCGCUACUGCUGGGACUUGAUGAUAAUCCACCAGCCACUGUCACUGGUUCGGCCACGCCCACCGUCCCUCGUAUGGCUACGCCGACUCUCUCUCGUUCGGCUGCAGAAUUGAAUACUCGUGAACCCUCACCCACACCGUCAACAAGUAAACAACCGACCAAAAGGGUUUCUGACGAUGCUGAUAAUGUCCUGAAAGAGGCCAUCCACCACCUGCAGUCAUUAUCUUCCUCCGAAAAUAUUAUAAAUGAUGCAGACAGUGAUUUUGGUCAGGUUGUUGCUAACGAUCUUCGACAGAUGAGCGGUGAAAAUAAAAUACAUGCUCAGAAACUUAUUUAUGAGAUCCUUUAUCUGGGGAAACUAGGCACAUAUGAGAUGAAUGUAGCACCAGAACAUGAUGAUAAACUUGAUACAGUAGCAGAUGAUCAUCAUGGUAAUGAGGUCAAAGAUGAUGUUUCCCAGCAUCCACUCACUGAGUCAACUGACAGUAGUGACGAUAUAUAUGUAGUGAAAUGA
Messenger RNA from Homarus americanus (American lobster), 957 nucleotides. RefSeq lists its product as uncharacterized. The record is from RefSeq and is a predicted model, not a curated record. NCBI's taxonomy places the organism in Eukaryota, Metazoa, Arthropoda, Malacostraca, Decapoda, Nephropidae. Bases 1 to 957 code for a protein of 318 amino acids. The transcript is spliced from 4 exons.